Rhopalosiphum maidis (corn leaf aphid) is the source of this 1203-nucleotide messenger RNA. RefSeq names its product transcription termination factor, mitochondrial-like. The record is from RefSeq and is a predicted model, not a curated record. The transcript is spliced from 6 exons. Gene Ontology annotation, cellular component: mitochondrial matrix. Gene Ontology annotation, biological process: regulation of DNA-templated transcription; termination of mitochondrial transcription. NCBI's taxonomy places the organism in Eukaryota, Metazoa, Arthropoda, Insecta, Hemiptera, Aphididae. The coding region runs from base 36 to 1067 and encodes 343 amino acids. Gene Ontology annotation, molecular function: double-stranded DNA binding.
UCUUUUAAUUUUAGUUAUCAAUACAGUACAACAAGAUGUUUAUCUCAAAUAUGUUUAAACCAUUAAAAUAUUUAAAUACUAUUAAAUUAAGAAAAUAUUUAAGUUCAAUGAUUGAUAAAAAGCAAAAAUUUUCUAUUCAAGAUGAAGUUAAAUUUAAAAUUAAUUGUAAUGCUAAUGAUAAAGAGAAAUUCAAUGAAUGUAUUAAACAUGGACUUACUUCUAAUGCAGUUCUUAGUAAUGAAUGGAUUUUUAAAAUUAAUUUUAAUCAUUUAAGUGCUGGACUGACAUUACUUAAAAAAUGGAAUCCUAAAAAAAUGGAUGAUUUGUUUGUACUCCUCCAAAUGCCUAUGACAAAACUUGUAUAUCUUACUAAAAAAACUCACUUAGAAUCAAAAAUUGUGCCAUAUGGAAACAGAGUCUAUUAUUUUGCAUCUACUUUUGAGAAAAAUCCUCAAGAAGUAUGUUACCAUUUGAUGCAUUACAAAUUUUUAUUUACACGGGACUUUAUAACUCUCAACCACAUAUAUCAUAUUUUAAUCGAAAAUAGUGUCAAUAAAAAUGAUAUUUGGAAAGAUACUUGGAUAUUUAUGUACAGCAUUGAUCAAAUAAAUCACAGAAUUUCUCUUACUAAAAGAGCAAAUUUACCAAUUAAGCCUUGGAUGUUACGAUGUAAACCUGAAGUAUUUGAAAGGACUAUAGAGAUAAAACAAGAAAAUAGAGUAGUUCUCAAUAAAGAUUCUACUGCACAAUAUUUAGCUAAAAGACUUAAAGUACCAGAGAAAACUAUACGUUAUAUUAGUUCAAAAUAUCCUACAACAUUGAGAGUUAGUCCUACUAAAUUGAAAGAAAUAUUAGAUUUUCUUCUCAAAGAAGGAUUCAGAUCUACACAUAUAUUGAGUACUCCGCGUGUAUUUACUCACAGUAUUUCUACUUUGCAGGAACGAUUAACUGAGUUGAGAGACCUUGGUGCUGAACCUACUUUGACUGCUUUAUGUAAAAAUAAAACAACUUAUCAAGAAUUAGUUAAUAAAUUAAUUUUGAAAAACACUAAAGGAUAUAAUAUAUAAAAUGUUGUAUUAACCUAAGAAGUAUAAUGUAUGUAUACCUUCAUGCCUAUAAUUAUCCAUGCAAUUUACAUUGUAACAACAAAUAAUAUUUUAAUUAAACACUUUGUUGAGAUAAUUAUUAAUUAUCCAUUUUUAA